This is a messenger RNA of Patiria miniata (bat star), 3165 nucleotides long. Its product is annotated as metabotropic glutamate receptor 4-like. The record is from RefSeq and is a predicted model, not a curated record. The coding region runs from base 532 to 3084 and encodes 850 amino acids. Gene Ontology annotation, biological process: G protein-coupled glutamate receptor signaling pathway; regulation of synaptic transmission, glutamatergic. Gene Ontology annotation, cellular component: membrane. NCBI's taxonomy places the organism in Eukaryota, Metazoa, Echinodermata, Asteroidea, Valvatida, Asterinidae. The transcript is spliced from 2 exons. Gene Ontology annotation, molecular function: adenylate cyclase inhibiting G protein-coupled glutamate receptor activity.
CUUUUCUUUUUUUCAAGAUUCCGGAAGUCACGGCUUAAUUUUUCAGCUCUUAUUUCUUCGAACACAAUGGGGGAUUUAUUAUAUCACCUAGACCUUCAUCCAAAUUGGACCUCGAUGGUGCUUUAACAACCGUGUCGCACGGCAUUAAUUUUGUUUUUACUUCAGAAAUUUCCAGGGUAAAUUGAAUUAGCAGACCUGUUUCACGAUCCGUAAAAGCUCCUGUUUUUCGGUUUUUCCCCCUUCUUUUCUUGUGAAGGUUAUGCCAUUGUCAUGCUCCUUAACAAUCGGAAAGUCUUUAGUAUGCAUCACAAAACACCUCGUCCACAAAAAUAAUACACCGCAUCUUGAAUAGAUGAAUUUAAUCAUGUAGAAAUGGCAUCCGUCGUGAUAAAUUACAUUAGGGGGAGAAAGGGUAUAGGUGACGCUCAAAAGCGCUUGUCUGAACUGCUGUAAUUUGCCUACUGCAUUGCCGGGUAUAAAUACAGUGCGCAGGUUGUCGAUCAUCACAACUUGUAGUGACUUGAAGCUAAGAUGGCAAUGGUAGCUAUCGUGUGUUUACUGAUGACUGUAACCGUGACGGUAUUGUGUGCAGAGAUACCGCCAGCUCUUGAAAUGCGGCAUACGAGUCGCGGUGACUUCAUCAUUGGGGGUAUCUACCCGUUCCGCUCGUCGGGUACAGCCGAGCCUUGUACCUCUGUCCCAAGCAGAUGGGCGGUGGAAAUGUCCCAGACCAUGAUCUUCGCCAUACAAGAGAUCAACAGCGACCCGUCUCUUCUGUCUGGGUGCAGGCUUGGAUACGACAUCCGAGAUGACUGUCGGUCCGAGGAGUUCACCCUCUACACCACCACCUCGCUGGCGACGGGGCGGCAACCUCUCGGGGCGGUUGUACCAGCGGUUGGGAUACCGGUCGGCAUGAUCGGCCCCGAGUCUAGCGUCCACGCCAUCUACGCCGGGAAAGUGGCAAGCCUGUACCAGAUCCCGAUCAUAUCCUACUCGGCCACCAGCGACGAGCUGAGCAACAAGGAGAGGUUCCCUUACUUUCUGAGGACCGUCCCUCCAGACGAGCUGCAAGCCCGAGCGAUCGUCGACAUCCUGCUGCACCACGAUUGGCGCUACGUCGGGUUGCUGUACUCGGCCGACACGUACGGCAUCCACGGCUCGCUGGAGGUCGCGAAGCUGGCUGAACGGAACAACAUUUGCGUGGCUUUCUCCAUUGCGAUACGAGAGGAACCGGAACCAAACGAGAUUGAGGACAUUGUCGCCAGAGUCGGCUCCUUUCGACACGCCACGGUUUUCGUGGUGUUCAGUUUUAAUCGGCACAUGUACGACGUUCUGAGAGCCAUUCACGUUGCCUAUCCCGGGCGAAAACUCGUCUGUAUCGGUAGCGAUGGGUUCAGUGGAUAUGGAUUUCUUGAGUAUCCGAGUUUGGCAAACGUCACACGAGGCAGCUUCUUCGUCAGACUGACACAGAACACAGUCCCCAACGUGGAAAAAUACAUUCGAAGCCUAGGAAAGGGAGACAUCGACGAGAAAGAGGUCACUCCGUGGAUGUCGGAGUACAUUGAUGAAUGGCGUGCCCAUUACAAUUGCUCCAACAUGACAUUGUGUCCAAUACCAUUUGGCGACACACAAAGCAAUGUGUACUUGGCGGUCUACGCCUAUGCACACGCGCUGCACAAUUUCCACCAGUCACGCCAGAGCAACGGAAGCUGCUUCAACAUCACUGGUCAGAUGUUGCUGCCGUAUCUUUUGAAUGGUUCAUUCGAAAGCGAAGCAGGUCACGUCGACUUUGACUCGAACGGUAACUCCGGAGGCAGGUACCGGUUAAAUCAAAUGCAGCUGUCACCGGACGGGCAGUUUGAGCGAGUUGGCGUUGGGUUCUGGGAGUCGCACCGGGUCGGCAACGGGCUGGAUUUAACUCCAGACGCCGUGCGUUGGCCGCUCGGGAGUCCCCAGCCUCCGAUGUCCCUUUGCAUGGAGCGGUGUCACCCUGGGUUCAUCGUUGUUCCCUUGGAACAAAAAUGCUGCUGGGGUUGUCGGGAGUGCCCGGUCAACGCCAUCGUGGUCAACGACUCUCGGUGUCAAACAUGCCGCGCUGCCCUCUGGCCGGACUCAAACCGAUCGGCGUGCGAGGCAAUACACCCAACCUCCGUGGAUCUGAACAGCGGGGCAAGCAUCGUCUUGCUGUCCGUGUCAGCAUGCGGGAUCCUCUCCUGUGUCCUAACAGCUGCUGGGCUGUAUCACCACCGCGGGCACGCCUUGAUAAAAGCCACCAGUCGAGAGCUAAGCUGCAUCAACAUCCUGGGCCUGACGGCUGCCUUCGCCAGCGUCUACUUCCUCCUAGCUCGCCCCUCGGCCGCGAGCUGCCUCAUGGCAGAGGCAGCCAUCUCGCUGAGCUUCACGCUGAUCUACGCACCGACGCUGCUGAAGGUGAACCGAAUCUUUCGCAUAUUUCAGUCCAGUCGGAGGUCCGUUCGCCGUCCUCGAUUUGUUGGUCCCAAGCACCAGAUGAUGCUAGCUUUCGUCUUUAUUCUCAUACAGGUGUUCGCGAGUAUCAUGUCGGCAUCGGUCGCCCCCUCCCAACCGACAAUACUUCUCCCGCCCGAUGUACGUAAAUACGUCGAACUUUACUGCUCGUUCGGCGAAGGGUUCACCGCAAGCAUCGCCUACAACGCGGCCAUCAUUCUGGCUUGCUGUUUCUACGCCUUCAAGACCCGUAAGGUUCCCAGCAACUACAACGAAUCCAAGUUCAUAGCCGUGAGCGUCUAUUCCACCCUGGUCUUGUUCCUAGCCGUCAUACCGGUGUACACAACGGCCCUGCAGGUACUCCAGAAAGUGGCCACUCUCUCGGCUGCUCUGCAGAUGAACGCAAGUCUGACGCUGGCGCUGGUGUAUUUGCCCAAAUUGUACGGGAUCCACUUUGCGCACGAGUUGAACGUGCAAGAAUGGCGCACGACGACGGCGGGAAACCAGAUCGGCUCUGUGAGUGGGACAGUCAACCAGAUGAAGCCUGACUCCGCGAGUGACUUGACCAAGCAAACCAACGAAUGCGCGGGUACCAGCUCCAAUGGCGGGCCAAUGUGACUGAAGAUCUGAGUAAAAGAAUCAGCGUGUAUAGUCGAGAAUCUUUAAGAGAGCAGGCUAGCCUGCUAGCUCGCCUGCAAG